AGUCAUUUGUUGACUGGAAGUUGUUUAGUGAAAAUUUCGUUGAUUCGAGUUUUGAAGUUUAGGUUAGUUUCAAUUUUAAAAUGUCGGUGAACCAUCACGGAAAGAAACAAGAAGAUAAGACCGAAGCGCUUGGACCAAAGUAUUGCUCCAAAGUUCGCAUGGGAAACUGGAAUGAGGAUGUGAUUUUGCAAGAGGAGAACAUAAAGUACUUCUUAAGGAAGAAGGAGAAAGGAGAGCUUAUGAUACAGAAGACAAGAGAAACUCUAUCGAAUAUACUUAAAGAGGUACAACUUCUACUCCCGGAGUUUUACUUGUGUUACGGGCAGACCUGUCAAGUUGUGAACCUCUCAGUAUGUCACCCCCGGGCUCCCCAGGGCCUCGCCCUCGCUGGUGUCGUUGGUCCGAGGGAGGUGGACGAGUGUCGUCACUUCCUGGAUGGAUCGCUAGUGGCGGGGUCGCCGAUGACGUCACCGGUCGUGCGAAACUGCUUCAGGAUCUCAAGUCCUGAAAACACCGACCUUAACGGUCAACAACUGAAAUUCGGGGAACCUUUUGCACUGAGCACAGUUGAAUCGCCGUAUAAAAUGCCUCUUUGGGUUGAGUCUGAAGUGCCUCAUCUCCAUUCUGUCCUUGGGAAAUCCAAACACCCUCUUCUGCGGCUCACAUCCUACAAGAACAUCUACAGUUUGUGGCGCGCUUUGCCUCUGGAGCCGUCUGAUAGGGAAGACCUCCUUGGAACCCCGGUCCCGGCAAAUGAACCACUCAUCAUCAGUCAUGUGGCAUCGAACAAGAACCUGUCUGUGGAACCGGACUUCUGGUUCACAACAUACUUGGGGGCUGAGUGUGAGGUGACUGUGAACACAGACCUGAACAUUUACCGAAGAGAAACGUCAAACAAUAUUUGGAUGCUGGUGACCAACAGGCCGAAGGAGGAACGAUGAUACCUGUACGAGUUUUGAGAGCGCAUGGAGUUGAAGGGGAAUGGUCUUGGAAGCAGGUCAUUUUUUCUUCUCUCUGAAAUCCCAAUCAACGAACUACUUGAAUUCUUCCCUGGACUGUGGAUGUACUCCUUGCCAAGCCUGCAAAAACGACAAAAUUCAUUGUUUUCAGUCCUAAAUAUAAGUCUACUUUUUG
Macrosteles quadrilineatus (aster leafhopper) is the source of this 1134-nucleotide messenger RNA. RefSeq names its product cilia- and flagella-associated protein 161-like. NCBI's taxonomy places the organism in Eukaryota, Metazoa, Arthropoda, Insecta, Hemiptera, Cicadellidae. Gene Ontology annotation, biological process: cilium assembly. The coding region runs from base 81 to 941 and encodes 286 amino acids. Gene Ontology annotation, cellular component: motile cilium. The transcript has 8 exons. The record is from RefSeq and is a predicted model, not a curated record.